CCGAUCAGUUUCUGUUUCUUUUAUUUCAUUUCGCUGCGCGUUUGACUAAUUUGGUAUUGUAAAACGGUAUUUUUACUUGGCCUUUAAGCAUAGCCAACAUGAGCAGCACAUCAAAGUUCGUGAGCGAAUUCUGUGAUAUUAUCGACUCCUAUGGCGGCCGUGAUAAGGUGAUGAAAGCGCUCUGCUACAGUGCCAAACUGGUGGCUGGCUACCAUGCGAAGAGGAAUCCCGAUUUGGCCAAGCGAUAUGCCACGGCCAGCUCAAAGAUAUCCGGAGCCAGGGCCACCCUGCGGCUGAUUGACGACAUUCCCAUGAUACAGUACGCCCUGGAGUAUGGCUUGGGGGAGAAUGAGCCGGAUCGCGUUAUGGCCGUGCUGGGGGUGACGGCCAAUAUCGUGGACCUGCUGUACUACCCAAUCGAGAAGGUCUGCUGGCUGGCCGAGCACAAGAUUGUGGAUGUGAAGAAUGCGGACAGAUGGGACAACGUAAAUUCCAUAUUCUGGGUGCUCUCCGUUUACCUCAACCUGAUGCGAACAAUGCGUAACUUCUCCCUGAAUCAGGAAAAACUGAGCUGCAAUCCAAAGCUAAGCGACAUUGAUGCCACUACCUUGGCCAAGCAUCGCCUGGAGCUGGUGUCCAUUGCUCGCAUAUCCCUGGACUUUGUGCACGCCGUCAGCACCCUUCCCGGAGGCUAUCUGUGGGGCGGCAAGCUCUCCACCUUCCAGGUGGGGGCGAUAGGCACCCUAUCCGCCGGCCUUGGCAUCUAUCAGAUCUUUGCCAAAAGAAAACUGAACAAGUAGUUGUCGCCGCUCGCCUUUUUGUACUCGUAUUUUUGAUGAACGAAAGUUUUAAACUAGUCCUUAGAAGUUGUUGUACGUUAGUAAAGUAAGUGUAACCGCGCACAAAAUACACGCUAAACAA
This is a messenger RNA of Drosophila guanche, 921 nucleotides long. It is a transcript of the gene Pex11c, whose product is annotated as peroxisomal membrane protein 11C. Gene Ontology annotation, biological process: peroxisome fission. Bases 99 to 800 code for a protein of 233 amino acids. The record is from RefSeq and is a predicted model, not a curated record. Lineage: Eukaryota; Metazoa; Arthropoda; Insecta; Diptera; Drosophilidae. The transcript is spliced from 4 exons. Gene Ontology annotation, cellular component: peroxisomal membrane.